GAACAGAUUCAGGAGGUAUCGCCCACGGUACCCCGCAACGUUUGCAAUAUAUUUUUAUCUCGGUGUAACUGGGUGUGCUUUUCAACAAUGUCGAAACAUGUGAUUUCAAAAGACAAAACUUUUUGAUAAACGAUAUUUGCGAAAUGCUAAUAAUGCUGACUACAAUGUUGUAAUGAGUUUGUGACUGUUCAUUGAACCAUUGACUUUAACGGAAAAGCUUGACAUAAGAGCAAAGUUGCAGAAAGAAGUCAACGAUGCCUUUAGGACACAGGAAUCUAAAACAUCUUUCUGGUUUACUCAAAAGGAACCUACAAAAAACAAGAACCGAUUAAAACGUGCCAAUCUUACCUCCUAAAUGCUGUGAUAAUAAAUUUAGAUUUCAUUAUGGAUCCGAUAAGUGUUAGCUGCUUAACAUUAAAUGGCGAAGAGAACGCAAAAGCCAUAGAAGCUGAACAAAAACGGGAUGCGAAAUUUGAACAAGUUAUUGGUAGUUGUAAAUCACUUAGUAGAUAUGAAGGAAAAACAUUUAAAACCGUAUUACCGCAGGUAACCGCUACACUUAUGGCUGUAUCUUUACAUGUUGCAGUAGGACUAUCUAUGUCAUUUUCUGGUAUUUUGAUACCUGCGUUGGAUAAAGUUCGUCUAAAUGGGACAGACGACGAUGGAAAUCUUUAUGCAACCGAAGCGGAAUCUGCAUGGAUAGCUAGCCUAGUAGUCAUUGCUGUUCCCUUCGGUUCCAUGACAUCAGGAUUUUUAGCAGAUAUUUGGGGCAGAUUGUGGACAGUAAAAGUUUCUGUUAUACCUUUUGUGUUAGGUUGGUGUCUAAUAGCAACUGCGCAGAGUAUUCCACAAAUUUUGAUUGGAAGGUUUUUAACGGGAUUUGCUACACCUUGGUCUAGUAUUCCAGCUACAGUUUAUGUAUCUGAAAUUGCUAGAGCUGACAUGAGGGGAUCCUUAAUUGUAACAGCACCUACUCUAACAUCUGCUGGUAUGCUCAUUCUUUACUUAAAGGGUUGGUUUUUGCAUUGGAGAACUGUGGCUUGGUUAUGUAAUGCCUACGUUUUACUACCGGUGCUGUUGGUUUUCUUGAUACCGGAAAGCCCGCCAUGGUUAAUCUCAAAAGGAAGAAUCGAUGAGGCAGCUAAAAGUUUACGAUGGUUCAAUAGAUAUCAACCUCAACCGGAUAAUAGGAACGAAUCAAUGGCGGAAUUACAAUUGCAAGCUCUUCAAGCUGAGCAUCAGAAACAGUUAGAAAGUCAAGCAACUAAUUUAGGAUUACUGGGAGUAAUUAAAGAAUUUAUGAAACCAACCGCAUACAAACCUCUUAUCUUGCUUACUGGUCUUUUUGUUUUUCAAAUGUUCUCCGGAAUCUACAUCACAUUGUUUUACUCUGUAACCUUUUUUGAAGCAGUCGGUACCAAAGUUAACCCUUAUUUAGCAUCAACAUUAAUUUGUCUAAUUCGAAUGAUAAUGGCGUUUUCGAAUUCCUAUUUACUUAAGACAUUCAAGAGACGCACACUUUUGAUGAUGAGUGGAUUUGGUAUGUCUAUAUGUAUGGUUUUUUCCGGACUUUCAACAUAUUGGAUUAAAACUGGUACUUCUAAUCAAACGUUUUUACCAGUUGUGUUCAUGUUACUUUACAUCUUCACAUCGAUAGGCAUGCUUUGCAUUCCUUGGACAAUGAUGUGUGAGCUAUUCCCUCUUGAAAUUCGUGGCGUAGCGAACAGUCUUGCUUACAGUAUCGGCAACUUGAUCAUAUUUGCUUCUGUUCAAAGUUUUUAUGGAUUGCUUUCAAUUUUCCAAGGAUACGCAGGCAUUCAAUGGUUCUUCGCAGUUAUUUCCAUUCUUGGCAGCAUAUACGCUUACAUAUUUCUACCAGAAACUCACAAUAAGAAGUUAACAGAAAUUUCCGCUUAUUUUGAAGAUAAUUUCAUUUAUAUUUUAUCGAAAAACAAAAAACCAAAACAAAAGAAAUAUUCUACCAAGAAUAGAUUUGGUAAAAAAACUAUUGUAAAAACCGUUGAAAAUGGUCAAGAUGAAAAGUUACUUCAAUUGUAGAAAAAAAUAUAACUUAUUCUUUUCCAAUAGUAUCUCGUAAUAGAAGCAAUAAGUAUAUCGUUUGCUCAAAUAAAAAUAUCACACUAUUUAGUGAACUUUUUCUGUGAAUUACGUUUCAAUAUUUAUUUAUUUAUGAAAAUUUCCAAGAAAUAAUAUAUACUCAUAACAAUAUACAGCAAUGUGGACAGUGAUCUUUUUUAAUAGUUUCACAUACUCCCUUUAUGUUCACACAUUUUUCAGAACGCUUUAUUAAGGGCAGGUUUCUUCAUGUUCUAAUAAAGUGCCAAAUAAUUAAUAGCCACAUAAUUUUAGUAGGAACUGUUAAUUGUCGAAUAAAUGUUUACCGUUUCUUCACUCUAAUUGGUUUAACUUAACUAAUAAGUAUUUGUCACUUUAUUAUGUAUUUAACACAUAGUCUACUGUUGGUAACACUAUAAAAGAUGCCUAUAUAGCAAUCGUCCAUCUAUUGAAUAAGGAAAAAAAUAAGAGAACAAACAUUCUUCUAUUGACGGUUUCCUAUGAUUUUUGUUUGUGACAACGAUCAGUGCGUAAUUAUAUUUGUACAUGUUUUGUUAAGGUUAAUGCUGAAGUAGUCGCUAGUUGGAGAAAUAUGUGUUGGUCUGAAAAUUAUAGUUUAUAUUGAAAAUAAUUGAUAUGAAAGGAAAAAAAGGUUUAAAAAAUUUCAUCAUCGGACAAAAAAUUGUAAUGAUCAAUUUUAUGACGAACGGAAUAAGCUUGUUCUGAAAUUUUCUGUAUUUCCUCAAUCAAUUUUUCAUCAAACAAUUCUUCUAAAUCUUGAAAAGCAUCCAUAUUAAAUAUUUAAUUAUUUGUAUGACGAAUAUUUCCAAAAAUGAACUAAAUAUAGGUAUAAUGAACAGACAAGCCACUUUUGAUGUAUUUUAAAGGUUAAAUUUCUACUAAACUCUUUAAUUGACACUUAUGACUGCCCAAUAACUUAUUUGGCAAAUAACUCGAUUUAAUCGGAGGUUUACUUUAUCAGAAGGUGAAGACACCGAAUUUUUGGUUAUUCGGUAAAUAAUAGUUAGUAGGAAGUCAAGAAAUCCGACCUAAAGCUUAUAAAAAUAUGAUGCAUCUAUAGAGUCAACUUGUUCGUACUCCGCCUAUUUAAUUCCAUCGCUGUUAAAUCCUUAAUCCAAUGGUUUCCAACCUUUUUGUACCUGCGCCCCCGUUUAAAAAAAUGUUGCGCUCCCUCAAUUUUUCUAUCCAUCUAAUUUCAUAAAUAUUCAACUGAUGUUAUAAGUUAUUUAAAGGGCUACAAAAUAAUAUACAAUAUUAUGUAAAAAUAUACAUACAAAAUUAUUAUUUAUUAUGUAAAAAUAUACAUACAAAAUUAUUAUUUGUUAUAAGGAAUAAUCUCACAAAAAUACAAAAAAAAAGAAUAUAUAAUUAAUACAACAUUUAAUGCGACGGGGUUUUUUCAGCACAAAUUUUCUCAAAUCGUGGUAUCAUUGAGAAAAUCGCGGUUCUCAGUUCCCUUUUCAGUCACUAAGUGAGAUCGAUACUUUGUUUUUAAAACAGCGACUGGAGAAAAACCAGUUUCACAUAGGUAAGAUGUUACUAAUGGCCAUAAAAUUUCUAAAGUUUUGUUUGUCAAAGUGGGAAAAUCGUUCUUUACUCGUAGCCAAAACGUAGUAAUAUUAUUUUCGUCUUGUAACAUCUGCUUUAAUGUGCUAUCACUAAAUAAGUCGAUUAUCAUUUCCUGCAUUGCAGUCGUAAGGCCAAAAUCAUCAUAUGCUUCAAUCACAAACGGGUUUAUAAUCCAUUCGUAUUUCGACCUGUCAAGAUCUUUAAAGUAAUAUGAGAGUUGUUUCCACUGGUCAAACGAUUAUUAAUAAGAACUUUACUUUCUUCUAUUUUAUCAGCAAGAUAAGUAAUUUUGAAAGUGGGAAACAUGUCACGUUAUUAUUUUAUUUAUCCACAGUUCCAAUUUUCUCAUAAAUACAGUAAUCUUGUCUUUCUGCGUUACUAAAUACAAAAGUUUUCCAAGGAAUUUCGUGUCAUAAAACAAAUUUGCUCCAUCUAUAUUAUUAUCAGAAAGAAAGCGAGAUGUUUUCGUUCCAGCAUGAGCACGGAUUGAUGUUUUAGCAUUUGUACCUAUUUUGCUGUUUCUUUUUUUUGACACGUAUUCGGCUUUUUUGCUUUGUAUUCGAAAAUGAUAUUUUGGAAACAGCUGCAUUCCCUCCUUUCAAUAGUUUCGUGUCCCUAGGGGAACGCGCUCCACAGGUUUGAAACCACUGCCUUAACCCCUCAAAUCUAUCUUCAGCUUUGCAAACAAAAAAUAGUCGGACAGGGCCAGGUCAAGGCUAUAUGGUGGAUGUUCAAUCUCUGUGAAGCCACAUUCGCGUACACUAGUCUUGGUAAGCGAAGCAGUCUGGAAACUACGACUUAUUUUGCCGCGCCUUUUUGCGAUAAUUUUUUGACGCAAAUACCUUAGUACGUCAGAGUAAUGUACUGCGUUCACGGUUGUAUUUGAUUCCUUGAAGUCAAUCAAAAAGAUAACCUCGCAGCCCCAAAAUAUUAUAGCCGUCACUAUUUUGGCGAUUUUGUCCCCUAUAGAUAAUUGUAUAAUGUAUACUUUAAUAGACUAUAGAAACAGACGACCUAUUCUGAAAAAAUUGAUGCCCAGAAAUGGACUGAACUCAUCAAAAGUAGUAAAAGUAAAGAAAGUUAAAUAUUUUUUACUGAAAAUUUGAACUGACGUAGAUUCAGCCUCGAAGCUUUGGAAAUCGAUAAUGCCAGCUGACAGAUUCACCAAAGAGAUAAAGUUAGAAUUAAAAUGGUUAAUACAAAUAUACUGAAAUCUGAAUGGUAAUUUUGAGAAGAGUUGUGGACAAUUCUGGUAUCUAUACUCUUACAAAGGAUAUUUUAAUGGUAAUUGUAUAAAAGACUUGCUCAGAGAUAUAUAAAAGUUUUGUGACCUAUCUGAAAAUUGCUUGAACUAUUAAACAGUGAUACUAUGUUCAGAAUAAAAUGUUACAAGGAAAUUGGACGUGAAAUUUAGCUGAAAGAUAUAGCUCAAAAGCGAUUAAACGAAUAUUAACUCGAAAAUUUCAAAUAAUGAUUAUGAUUACAAUCAUUCUUAUUCUUAAGGUUGUUAAUGUUGUAAACAUGCCAUUGAUGCCUAAUUUCUUGACGAUUCAAAUAAACAAAAAUGUAAAAUGACUUCUAUAUCAUUAUACUUUAUGCCUGGAAAUAUUAAAACCCUUUAACCAGACCUCCCAGAUGGUUCCUCCAACAUCCAGAAUUAACUCCCUCCAUGAGUAUAUAAAUGAAUCGAUGUAAUCAUUCGAGGAAAUUUACAGAAAUUGCAGAUAUCUGAUAAAAAUUAUAUUACAAGGGAAGAAUUUUAAUAUGUGAAUUAUUUGGAAGGACUAAUAUAAUUAUUUGAAAAAUAAUGAAUGCAUUUGUGUGAUAUUUUUUGAAUGUAUAUAACUAUUUAUUUUUAUAGGUUUGCAGUGUUUUGUAAAAUAUUGAUGAAAUAAAUAUAUUUCUUA
Molecule: messenger RNA, 5573 nt
Organism: Diorhabda sublineata
Lineage: Eukaryota; Metazoa; Arthropoda; Insecta; Coleoptera; Chrysomelidae
Product: facilitated trehalose transporter Tret1-2 homolog
Exons: 11
Coding region: 385-2058 (557 amino acids)
Biological process (GO): transmembrane transport
Cellular component (GO): membrane
Molecular function (GO): transmembrane transporter activity
Source: RefSeq, a predicted model, not a curated record